This is a messenger RNA of Penicillium soppii, 2091 nucleotides long. RefSeq lists its product as uncharacterized. The coding region runs from base 1 to 2091 and encodes 696 amino acids. The record is from RefSeq and is a predicted model, not a curated record. The transcript has 13 exons. Lineage: Eukaryota; Fungi; Ascomycota; Eurotiomycetes; Eurotiales; Aspergillaceae.
AUGGUAGACAUGGAUAACAUUGAGAUUCCCAUCAUCGACACAGAUGAGCCACUCUUCGAUGUGCUUCCCAAACUAUUCAACUUCAUCAGUAUGGCGGUGGGGGAUAUGGCCUACACAUUUGAACAAAUGUUGUAUGGUUCUCAGGGCCACCGUUUGAGACAACUGGUUCACGCAUUAGCAGAAGACAGCCACAAUCCUUAUAUCAUCGUGGCUUUGAUGAUAUUAAAAUCAGAGUUUACAACUGCCAUUGAAGAUGACUGGGGUCUUAAUGAAAGCCGAGGUGCAGCUUGCGAAUUUGUUGCCUGGCAAUUUCUGUGUCAUUUAAACCAACGCGAGACCAUCGAGUUUCUAUUAGAGGAACUACCGUCACCGCGCCGCAAUUCUGCAAAUAUCCUUGAGAUAGAGAGAGGUCUUUCCGGCUUCACAUCCCCACAGAGUGGUAUACGCCAGACAGAUAGCGAGACUACACCCCUCUUGCCAAACACGUCUUCUUUUUAUCGCCUAUUUGUCAACAAAGGGACUACAGAGACCCAGGAAUCAGGUCCCUCAUCCUCACAGGUUCGAACUCGCCAAGAGGAAUUCUAUGCCACACAGAGAUACUCUCAGUUCUUUGGGUUAAAUGCUUUGGAGAUAGCAACGAUCGCUCAUGCAAAGAGAUUUCUCAGCCAAAGAGUUGUCCAACGGGUGGUUGACGGUAUCUGGAAGGGUGAGAUUGUUUUCUGGGAUUCUUUGACAGUGAAUUCGACGAAAAAACCACAUAUUUACAACACCAAAACGGCGGAUCCGUAUUCACGCCUGAGAGUACCUCUUUAUCGCAAGAUCUUUGAAGCCGCUUUCUUCAUCUCAUUCCUUGCUCUCUAUUAUGCAGUCCUCAUAGAGAGAAGGCAAGAAGCCAUUGGAGUGUUCGAGGCGGUGAUGUAUGUGUGGAUUGUCGCCUUCGCAUAUGACGAACUAAGUGGAAUCAUUGACGCGGGGAUGGUUUUCUACCAAAUGGAUUUCUGGAGUCUCUGGAAUCUGAGCAUUAUCGGGGUAGGCAUUGCAUUUGUCAUAACAAGAGUCAUUGGACUAGUGAAAGGCAAUGCGUCAAUUAUUGAGCUCUCAUUCGACAUCUUGUCUUUGGAGGCUCUGUUUCUUGUUCCUAGGCAAGACUACUCCUGGAUCUAUUUCAAUUUCCCCAUCCGGCUCCGGGGCGCAAGGCUGAUCGGCCUCUUUCAGACGAAAGCGUUCUUUAGAUUCUCUCCAGUGGUAGUAGUAUUGUACAUUGGGUUCCUGACAACAUUUACCAUGCUCGCCCGUGACCGCUUGUCCAUCAAGGCAAUGGCCCAUCUUUUAGUGAAAGUGUUCUUCGGGUAUGGCGGUGAAACGAAAAUGCGCCCUGACACCGCGUCUGAAAUCUCCCCAAUCUUCGGCUACGGUUUAAUGCUUAUCUUUUCACUAAUGACCAAUACCCUCAUUCUUUCAUCUUUGAUUAGUUUGAUGAGUAUGAGCCUUGAAGGUGUGAUGCGUCAUGCCCGAGAAGAAUAUCUUUUCCAGUAUGCAUACAAGACCCCUGUCUAUCCUCUUAAUUCGGCGCUUUGGCACUGCCCCUAUGGAAAGAUCUAUUUUGCUAAAGAACCAAUCAGAUUGGCAAUCUAUGUCCUGGAAAGCAGUAAUUCUCGACGACUAACAUAUUUUAUGCCACCCCUGAAUCUUAUCCCUCUCCUCUGUAUUCGCCCAAUGCGGCUUUUUCUCUCAGCCGGAACUGUUCGCCGUGUACGCAUUAUCUUGCUUCGGGCUACUCACAUUCCAUUCGUUGCAUUGAUAUGGAUGUAUGAAUCAAAAUGGCGAAACUCGAAACGACAGAAUAGUCAACUCCCCCCAAUUCCAACGCCGGCACGCGGGGGACGUACUUCUGCAAAUGAGCCGACUUCAAUUAAGGACCCACACCACCCCUCCGUACUUGAAACAAAUAUGGGCUCUGGAAAAGAACACAAUGUGGAUCAACAAGCCGCGUGUGAACUUGGGCCUGGACAAGAUCAACUUGCGGACCUGAUCGACACGGUAGAGCGACUGCGAGCGCAGGUGGAGGCAAUGGGCAGAAAUCGCACUUAG